UAUAUAUCUCCAUUUGUGUGCGUAGUGUCACAUUCGGUUCCCCUUUCUUUACUUUCUUCUCUAAAAAUGGUGACAAUAUAUCCUAACAACAUCCACCGCCUCAAGUCCAGCAUGAAGAUCACUACCGUCGUGCCGGCAACAGUGACCGGUGGCAAGGUCCAUGAGCUGACCAACAUGGACUUGGCGAUGAAGCUACACUACAUCAAAGGGGUCUACUUUUUCAACGGUGAUGCAGUCGAGGGGCUUACGAUGUAUGACUUGAAGAAGCCUAUGUUUCAAUUGCUCCAACUCUACUUCCCUGCCGCCGGGAGAAUCCGAAGAUCUGAAACAGGUCGGCCUUUCAUCACGUGUAACGACGGUGGUGUGAGGAUUGUGGAGGCACGUUGUGACGAAACCGUCGAUGAAUGGUUGGCUAUGGCUGUGGAGGAUGAUUCUGCUUUUGAUGGUCUUGUUUAUAACCAAGCACUUGGUGAUCCUGAUCUUGGUUUCUCUCCUUUGAUCUUUCUACAGUUCACUUGGUUCAAAUGUGGAGGAAUGUCAGUGGGAAUUAGCUGGGCACAUGUUCUUGGAGAUGCAUUUUCAGCCUCAACCUUCAUCAACCUGUGGGGGAAGAUCAUGGCAGGUCCCGUGCCACACAAGUCUCUGCACAUACCAGACUUUGCAAAAUCUGAGCUCCCACUUUCAGUACUUCCCAAGCUAAAACCAAAUUCCCUUAGAAGGGUUGAUUCAGUUGGUGAUUUAUGGCUUACACCAAACAACUGCAAGAUGAAGAUGCACACUUUUCAUGUUCCUGCAGAUAAAAUUAAUCAUCUUCUCUCGGACCAAAGAUCUAAGGUCUCGGCUUUUGAAGUAAUUUCUGCACUCAUAUGGAAAUUUAUGUCCAAGAUCAAGAAAAACCCAGAAGAGACAAGGGUGGUGACUCUCUGUACAAACAAAUCUCAUAAAAGAGAAUUUGAGUUUUCAAGUAAUGGGAUGGUGUGGAGCACAGUUGAAGCGACUUUCUGGGUUGCAGAAGCUGAGGUCUUAGAGCUGGUGGAGCUAAUAUUGAACAAAAAGAUAGAUGAGAAUGGCUUGAUUACAGAAAUGAUGGGGAAUAAUUAUAGUGAGGAGUUGUCUUCAGACUUCAUAACAUAUGGGGCAAACUUGACGUUUGUGAAUUUGGAAGAUGCACAGAUUUAUGGGCCUGAAUUGAAAGGGAAAAUGCCAGUUUAUGCAAAUUAUACCAUUAGUGGAGUUGGUGAUAAAGGAGUUGUUUUGGUGCUUCCAAGGCCAAACUAUGGUAAAAAGGGUGAUGGUGUUAAUGGUGAUCGAACUGUGACUGUGGUUCUGCCAGAAAAUCAACUUACACAGUUGAAGGUUGAGCUCAUAAGAAAUUGGAACAUUACUUGAGAUUGAAUUGCUAUAAUAAUAUGAUACUAAAGAUUCGUUAUGUACGCACGUGUGGAAGUUGUAUGACCUAAAAAACCAAAUAGUACUUCUAUAGCUAUGAUGUGUAUUUUUUUAGGAUUAAUUUCA
Messenger RNA from Rosa rugosa (rugosa rose), 1515 nucleotides. RefSeq names its product protein ECERIFERUM 2-like. The coding region runs from base 67 to 1389 and encodes 440 amino acids. Gene Ontology annotation, molecular function: acyltransferase activity, transferring groups other than amino-acyl groups. Lineage: Eukaryota; Viridiplantae; Streptophyta; Magnoliopsida; Rosales; Rosaceae. The record is from RefSeq and is a predicted model, not a curated record. The transcript is spliced from 2 exons.